This is a messenger RNA of Brassica rapa (field mustard), 402 nucleotides long. RefSeq lists its product as uncharacterized. The record is from RefSeq and is a predicted model, not a curated record. NCBI's taxonomy places the organism in Eukaryota, Viridiplantae, Streptophyta, Magnoliopsida, Brassicales, Brassicaceae.
AUGGAGAAAAAGACAGCGAGUGGGCGUAAAAGAGGUUUCAUCUUCUUACAUGAGAAGUCACCUCCUGCAACUAUCUUUGCUUUUGUGAUAAGAUUGUGGUGCAUUUGCAGCAGACUGUGUUGUCCUUUCAUGCUGCUGCCAGUGCCUUGUGUUACAAGUCACACUGCCUUUGUCUUCUUCAAGGUCCCUCGUAAACUUGCCCAGAGGGUUAAGAAGUUUGUGAAGAGAAGAUGUGGAAAAACCUUGCAACCAAGAACGGAGGAGGAUGCCGUCAAAGAGGAGCACAUUGGUGUGGAAAAGGGGUUGUCUUUGAAGAGAAUGUUGCAAGAGAUGAGCAUAGAGUUCGGUUUUGGAAGCUUCUGGCGUCAUGAAGAUUCUUCUGACAUUCUAGAUGUCAAAUAG